Molecule: messenger RNA, 1111 nt
Organism: Leopardus geoffroyi (Geoffroy's cat)
Lineage: Eukaryota; Metazoa; Chordata; Mammalia; Carnivora; Felidae
Gene: MYL6
Product: myosin light chain 6
Exons: 10
Coding region: 101-898 (265 amino acids)
Cellular component (GO): myosin II complex
Molecular function (GO): calcium ion binding; structural constituent of muscle
Source: RefSeq, a predicted model, not a curated record
UCAUGGGAGCAGAGCUCAGACAUGUCCUCACUACCCUGGGAGAGAGGAUGACCGAAGAGGAGGUGGAGACUGUUCUGGCAGGACAUGAGGACAGCAAUGGAUGCAUCAACUACGAAGCCUUCCUGAAGCACAUCCUAAGCGUCUGAGCUCUACUGGUACGGCCCUCCCACUCCGACUGGGGAGAUGCAGUGGGGCCGGACACUGCCCCUCCCCCCCUUCCCUGGCAGGCGGAAGCACGUUCCUGCCACUGGGAGGCCACCUAUUGUUUCAAAAUAAAGACACAGUUCAACCCUCCCUUGGCGUCCGACUCUUGCUUUCUUCAGAGGUGGGGAGGGAAGGGAGGGUUCUCCUCUCCCCAAUCCGAUAUCCUCUGAUCUUCCUGCUGCAAGGAGGAACAGAUUCCGUGUGCCCUACCCGAUACACUUCUGCAGUUUCUUCCCCUCAGUGUGACUUCACCGAGGAUCAAACUGCAGAGUUCAAGGAAGCCUUCCAGUUGUUUGACCGAACAGGGGAUGGCAAGAUCCUGUACAGCCAAUGCGGGGACGUAAUGAGGGCCCUGGGCCAGAACCCCACCAACGCCGAGGUGCUCAAGGUCCUGGGGAAUCCCAAGAGUGAUGAGAUGAAUGUGAAGGUGCUGGACUUUGAACACUUCCUGCCCAUGCUGCAGACUGUGGCCAAGAACAAGGACCAGGGCACCUACGAGGACUAUGUCGAAGGCCUUCGGGUGUUUGACAAGGAAGGGAAUGGCACCGUCAUGGGUGCUGAAAUCCGGCAUGUCCUUGUCACGCUGGGUGAGAAGAUGACAGAGGAAGAAGUAGAGAUGCUGGUGGCAGGACAUGAGGACAGCAAUGGUUGUAUCAACUAUGAAGCAUUUGUGAGGCAUAUCCUGUCGGGGUGACGGGCCCAUGGGGCGGAGCUCGUCCGCAUGGUGCUGAAUGGCUGAGGAUGUUCCUGGUGUGCCCAAGCCCCAUACCUUCCCCUGUGUUGAUAAUGUGCAUGUAGCUCUAAAGGCCUCCUAGGUCCUCUUGUCACAAGCACUUUUGCUAGCUUGUCUCUCUUGGAUGUUAUUUGCGUUCAGCAUUCACCAAAUAAACUUGCUCUUUGCCCCUAA